Messenger RNA from Suillus discolor, 1154 nucleotides. RefSeq lists its product as uncharacterized. The transcript has 9 exons. NCBI's taxonomy places the organism in Eukaryota, Fungi, Basidiomycota, Agaricomycetes, Boletales, Suillaceae. The coding region runs from base 100 to 1050 and encodes 316 amino acids. Gene Ontology annotation, molecular function: GTP binding. The record is from RefSeq and is a predicted model, not a curated record.
GCCGCUUGCCGCCACAAUCUCUUCUGUGCCACAGUACAGCUUUCGAAUUCACGAUAAACCAAAUCACGUCUGCUUCAGGACGCAUAUUAAGAUCCUCAAAUGGCAACCAUUCGAGAUGCCCAGAACCUCAGAGAAAGAAUUGGGCAUUGUCGAGUCCUGAUCAUAGGGAGAGCAAACGCAGGCAAAACAACUAUUCUUCAGAAGGUCUGCAAUACCACGGAUGAACCAGAGAUUUACGAUAUCAAAGGAAACAAGAUCGAUGCUGCCAUCGCGCAAUCCUCGAUCCAGCGUGGAAAUCACGACAUCACAACCGGGAUGGUAUUCAAAAGCAAUCCUGGUUUUGUCUUUCACGACUCGUGCGGUUUUGAAGCGGGCUCUAACGAAGAAUUCGAGAAGGUGAAGACUUUUAUCUCGGAACACGCACACGCAACAAAAUUGGAGGAGCGAAUCCAUGCUAUCUGGUAUUGCAUUCCAAUGGACGAUCCGUCUCGAACAUUCCAGCGGUCGGAGGAGAAGUUUUUCUUGGAGUGCGACACUGGGUACGUUCCCGUGGUUGUAGUGUUCACCAAGUUCGAAGUUUUGCGUCCAGUCGCGUAUGGUGAAAUCAAGAAGCAACUACGAGGGGUAUCGGGCGAAGAGCGCUCGAAGAGGAUUGCUGAGCGUGUCGAGGAACUGUUCAGUAAGACAGGCGUCUUGGAUCGGUUGCGCAACCUUGAAAACCGUGCCCGUUUCAAGUCCUAUGUACGCUUGGAGCAUAUGAACCAACCAUAUACAAACUGUAACACUUUAUUGGAACACACCAUUCUCGCAUUGGACAACGAAGGAUUGCGAUUGUGUUUGGUGUGGACACAACAAUCAAACCUGGAGCUUUGUAUCCAGUGUGCCGUCAUGACACUCGUCGAUCGUGCAUGUCAGCAAUCCAGGCUACAUCGAAUCAAUUAUGAAGAUCAGUAUGACAUUGCUAAGUGGUUUCCACAUCUCAAAGUAAGACGAAGAUUGAUUCAAUCUGACAAUGCUCUGAUAGUGGUGCUCACGGAUGUUGUCCAUUGAUAACAGCUGGUAAGAUUGUGGUUCGCGCAGCUCGAACAUCAUAUACAACGCUGAUACCUUGUUAUUGCUCGCCUGUUGACAGCGGGUAAGAGGUAAGUGCCUUG